GAUCUGGUGAAAUUGUAAAUGUACACAGGAAAGUAACUUUUGUACAUGGAACUAAAUAUUAACUUAGUCAUUUCAUUUUUAUGCAAGAAUGAUCUUACUUCCAGCACCAUUUGGCAACUAAGCAAUGUCAAACAAGUUAUUGUCAUCCAGCUUGCAUCAUUCCUUACUCAUGUUGUCAGAUCUUAUAGUUUACUAUUAAGUUUGGGUGAUCCUGGGGGGGGGGGGGUGACCAGAGACUUGAGGCAAAUCCAAGGGGUCAUCAGAAUGUGUUCAUCCAUGGCUAGUAAAAAUGUCAACUUUCAUUUGUGUGCCUUAUUGAUAUAGAGUAAUGUGAAUUUAUAUGGUCUAUUAUAUUAAUUAUUAUAGCUUAUAGUGUAGCUAAUCAAGUGGAGUACUAAGUGGUACACCCUCGGUUAGAUAAUGAUGAUCCAUAGGAGGUAGCUAUCCAGAACAUUACAAGUGAUCAUGCUGGUCUAAAUCUACAAGUAAUGGUCUGAUUAUGGGAUGAAGAUUACAGAUCCAUGGAACAGACACUAAAAGAUCAAGGGAUCUGCCAUUGAAAAAGACUUUGAAUGAUGAUAAUCUAACUUUAAUUUGAUACACACUUGUGAAAUGUCUUCAUAAGUCUGUCAACACAUAGCCAUAAGGUCCCAUUUACCUACCACUGCUCUUUUAGCAAUUUCUAAUGAAUUACCAUAAGUGUUCCAAAAUGUGCCCAAACUACUUAUUUUUGCUGGUUUGCAUUAUCCUGAAAAGUGUGCAAGUAUUUUGAUAGAAUGAAUAUGGUAUUUUGAACUUAGCUUGACUUGUAUUAGAAGUAGAAUCUCAUGUGACCAUCCCCACUAUCUAUAAACAGUAUAUUCAAAACUCUUAUCAGAACCAGCAUAUAAACAAUUACUUAUAAUCAUUUUUGUUCCAUGCAAAAAUGUCUGCAAAACGUUAUAUAUUUGCCAUAUGGACUGAUGAAACAGAAGAACUUGCAAUACGAACAUUUUUAGAGCAUUGUGGCAUCACUGUGAAAGAAGCUGGUAUUGAAGAUUUAAAGCAACAUUUGGAAAGUGAAAAUAGUGAACAAUCAAGCCAACCAGUCGAGACUAAAACUGACAUGGAUGUAGACAGUGACGAUAAUGAUCCAUUGGGCCCUCCGAUAUUUCCACCAGUAUUGGGUACUGAUGAAUGCCCACAUUGUUUUUGUGCCCCGUGUUGCACAUCAGAACAGUUUAGACAGUUGUGGUGGCAAACAGAAACCAUUGAGCCUCAUGAAAGGAAUUCAACAGCUAGAAAAAAAUGUUACAAAAAAUUCUGGGUGAUGCUGCAACAUAGAGGUGCAUGGAGGCACCCUCGAUAUGUUUCAAAAAAACAAUUGGCACUGCAGACGGAUGCGAGGAGAAACUUAUAUGUAUAUCAUGGACACAGAAGAGACAUCAUGCCAGAUUGUAUAGUAAGACUUGUGCGUGGAUGGCUCUCCAAUCCUGGAGGAAUUGAUUAUAUGGGACAUCUAUGGGAUUAAUGACUAUACACCAAACUUUGCAGAAAUGAAAACAAUAUACUAGAUAUAAUUGAUGAACAAUUAUAACCUAAAUAUCUACAAUGAAUUGUUUAAUAAUCAAUGAUGUUUGGGAAAUUAGGAUAUAUAAAUAUAAAUGAAUGAAUCAUAGCAACAAAAUGCCAUGUGCUUGUGUUUAUAAAUAACCCAUUACUGCUAAGCCACAUCCCCUGCUAACAGCUGAUUGGCUGUUUGUUAUCUGGUAGGCAUUUCACAUGUUACAUAAGACACCCGGGUGUAUCCAUUAACUGAAGUUUUCCUCUUUAAACUUAUUUU
Messenger RNA from Owenia fusiformis, 1822 nucleotides. Lineage: Eukaryota; Metazoa; Annelida; Polychaeta; Sabellida; Oweniidae. The record is from the annotation of a GenBank genome assembly.